AUGUCCGUGUCCAUAUCCACCUCCGGCUCGACCAUGACCGCGCCGCACGGCAUCGCGCAGCGGCUGGCGCAUGCCGCGCUGCACACGCCCCCCUCCUUCUUCUCCAUCAACAUGGGCACAGGAAUCACGUCGAUUCUGCUGCACAACUUUCCGUACCGCGCGCGCUGGCUCGAGAUGCUCGGCACGAUCGUGUUCGUGCUCAACGUCGCCGUCUUCGUCCUCCUCCUCGGCGCGACGAUCGCGCGCUACUCCCUCUGGCCGGUCUGGCGGACCGUCGCGCGCCAUAAAGUCGCGGGCAUGUUCUGGGGCUGCUUCCCCAUGGGCUUCGCGACCAUUGUCAAUAUGGUCUGCCUCGUAUGCGUUCCCGCAUGGGGUGCGAGAUGGGCGUAUACCGCCUACGCCAUGUGGUGGGCGGACGUGCUCGUCUCGCUCGCCUCCAACCUCGGCAUGCUAUGGAUGGUGUUCACGCGGCAAGAACACACGCUCGCGACGCUCGCGCCCACCUGGCUCCUGCCGGUGGUUGCGACGGUCGUCGCAGCGGCCUCCGGCGGCGUCGUCGCCGAAGCGCUCGUCCCCAUCAACCCCGCGCUGGCGCGGAGCACGCUCUACGUCUCCUGGAUAAUCUGGGGCACGGGCGUGCCCAUCGCGCUCAUGGUCAUCGCGCUGCUGAUCUACCGCUUUGCGGCGGGCGGGCCGCCUGCGCCCGCCGCCCUCGCGUCCGUCUUCCUCCCCCUCGGGCCGUGCGGGCAAGGCUCAUUCGGGAUCACAACGCUCGGCGUCGUCGCUCGCGCCCUCGCGGAUCGCGGAACACCCAUGGUCCCCGCGUCGCCGGAGGCGGCGUUGCGCAUCGCCGACGGGAUGUACGCCGCCUGCCUCCUGGCCGGCCUCGUCCUCUGGGGCCUCGCCCUAGCAUGGUACAUCCUCGCCGUGGCCAUGUUCGUCGAGGGCGUGCGCCGCGACCCCGCCCUCCUCGGCGUUGGCAAGUUCACGCUUGGGUUGUGGGCGCUCACAUUCCCCAUCGGCGUGUGGGCGACCGCGAGCAUCGCGCUCGCGGCCGAGCUCGACAGCCCCGCAAUGCGCGUAAUCGCCGCCGUCAUCAGCGCACAGGUUAUCUUCCACUGGUGCUACGUUGCGGCCAUGACGGCGUGGAAGCUCGUGCGGGGCGAGUUGUUCGCGGCGCCCGAGCUCGAAGGGAAAGAUGUGCUAAAGAGAUGGGAGACGUCCGAGCAGCCCGACCACGACCACGACCACGACCACGACCACGAGCAGCGCGAGCAGGCGCACGACACGGCGGAGCCGGCGCGCCGCCAAUCGCUGCGCGACAUGUUCCGGCGCCCGUCGAACGACCAGCCCGCGCGCCGCGGGAGCUGGCGCGACAUGUUCUCGGGCCACCAGCAGAGCGACCAAGCCGCCGAGGGCACGAGAGAGCGGCGCUCGAGUUGGAAAGACGUGUUCCACCCACACGCCACCGUGCCGGGCCAGCAGGGCGGCGGUGAGCGGCACGAGCGGCACGAGCGGCGCGGGAGCUGGAAGGACGUGUUCCACAAAGACCACAAGGGCGACGAGGCGACGAACGCGCGUAUCCUCGGCCAAGUUGAUGCGAUGGAUACCGUCCCCGGCGCCGAGGAGGCGACGGCCGCGCGCGCAGACCCCGCCGUCGUCGGCGAGACGGGCGUGGAUACCGCCAAAGUCAUGGGCGGCGGGCGGCACAUGGGCGCGUAG
This is a messenger RNA of Cutaneotrichosporon oleaginosum, 1722 nucleotides long. RefSeq lists its product as uncharacterized. The record is from RefSeq and is a predicted model, not a curated record. Gene Ontology annotation, cellular component: plasma membrane. NCBI's taxonomy places the organism in Eukaryota, Fungi, Basidiomycota, Tremellomycetes, Trichosporonales, Trichosporonaceae. Gene Ontology annotation, biological process: transmembrane transport; sulfite transmembrane transport. Gene Ontology annotation, molecular function: sulfite transmembrane transporter activity.